Messenger RNA from Caenorhabditis briggsae, 441 nucleotides. Lineage: Eukaryota; Metazoa; Nematoda; Chromadorea; Rhabditida; Rhabditidae. The record is from RefSeq and is a predicted model, not a curated record. The coding region runs from base 1 to 441 and encodes 146 amino acids. The transcript is spliced from 4 exons.
AUGGCUCAAAUGUUCAUGUUUCAGAAAGACGAAAAUUCAUUUUUGGAUUAUAACAAAGAGAGGUCUCCAUAUUUCAAAUUCAGUGAAAUUUGCAUUACUGACUGGGAGAAAUUUUGGAAGAAAUUGCUGGUUAAGGUUCAUGUAUCCGCCAUUUACAUCGCCGCGUUGAAGUAUCGUAAAACUUGGUCGGAGCCAACUUUGGAAGUCAUUUUGGCUAGUUUUCCAACAUUCUUGGGUUUUUCAACUUGGAUUUUAUUUGGCGUUUUGCAGAAAAGCGGAGAAUAUCAUGCUGUGGAAAUGACCGAUCUUCCACCAUCAUCCUCAUCAACGAACCAACCGAAUUCUCAAAAUCUCUACAAAACUUCCUGGCUAUUCACUUGCAUUGGUAUCCUUCUAGGUGCCGCCACGUCACUAUCGAUCCUGGUGGCGUCGAAGGAAUAA